UUAUGAGUAGUGGUAGUAGUAGAUAUUAGUAUCUCCAAGCGAGAGGACCUCUGGAUUUAAGUUUGUUGCUGGUUACCUAAGAGACCAUGCUUUUACAGUUAUAACAUAGCAAGAGUGUUUCAACAUCGUGUGAUAUUUAGUGCAUUAUUAUAUAUUUUUGUAAUUUGUGAGAUGUCAUAGUACAGAUUGAUUGACUUUUUUACAAGUAUGUAUUUUAUCCUAAUGAAGGGAUUGUUAUUGUUGAUAUUACUGGGGUGCUCACGGCAUUCCCUUGCUGCACGACAGAGAUCAAACGGAGCAUGCACUGGCACGAAUUAUGGACGUUCCGUGGUACAGGACCCUGAGCAGCGGUACAACAUCUUGAAAACACUCUACACUAAUUGUACUUACAUCGAGGGCAAUCUAGAAAUUUCAUACCAACAAGAUACAGAUAAGGAUUUUUCAUUUUUGAAAGACAUCCGCGAGGUGACAGGUUAUGUUCUUAUUUCAUUAUCGCACUUGCGAUAUGGGAUGAUGCCGAAUCUCCGCGUUAUCCGAGGAACCAAACUAUUAGACGGAAAUGCUCUCUUUAUUAGUCAUAACUAUAAUCAAGAAAAUAAAGAUAUUGGUCUUCAUGAACUGCAAUUCCGGUCCCUUCAAGAAAUAAUACAAGGAAAUGUAACAAUUGUGUCGAAUAAUCGCCUUUGUUUUGUGGAUACCAUCGAUUGGGAUGAUAUUAUAUCACCCGGUGCCAACGUUACAAUUGAAUAUGAUAACACAGCUCCGCAAAGAGAUUGUCCACCAUGUAACAAUAGUAAUGGAGGAGGCUGUUGGGGUGAAGGACCAGAGAACUACCAACAAUUGACCAAACGUAUCUGCGAUGGAACUUGUGACUAUCGUUGUCGUGGAAACACUGCCGCUGAUUGUUGUCAUAAGAGCUGUGCUGCUGGAUGUACUGGAUCACUCAACACUGAAUGUUUGUCAUGUCGCAAUUUCACCAAUGGGAAUGAGUGUGUUGAGUCAUGCCCGCCAAGAUAUGUGUACGACCCAUUAAGUUACAAAAAUAUAGAAAAUUCCAAGUUCAGAUAUUCCUAUGGUGCCCAAUGUAUAAAAGAAUGCCCAAGUAACUUUCUGACAGAAAGCGAUACAUGUGUAAAGCAAUGUGAUGAUGGAAAAGAAGAAAAGGAUGGGAUAUGUGUUGAUUGUGAUGGACCUUGUCCUAAAACUUGUGAAGGUUUGCAAAGUUCAGAAACCUUGAGUGCUAAGAACUAUGAUAGCCUUAAAGGUGGCUGUACAAUCAUCAAGUUUAAUAUAAUCAUUGGUGUAAUUACAUUUCUUGGGGACCCUUUGGAAAAUAUAGAGCCCCUGACCAUGAAAGAUUUGGAGAUAUUCAGGACCGUUAAGGUCAUCAAUGGGUUUCUGUCCGUUCAAGCAAUGCAUCCAGGGCUGACCAACUUGUCAAUGUUUGAGAACCUAACCGAAAUCAAAGGACGGGAACAUUACAGUGCUACACAAGAUACACUUCACAUACAGCAGAGCACGCUAGAAUUUCUUGGUCUGACCUCUCUGAAAAGUAUUUCAGAUGGCAAUGUUAGAAUCAGGUCAAACAAUCAACUUUGUUAUGUAAACAAAUCCAUGUGGACCGGCCUUUUGAAUGAUGCAACUGAUCAGAAAGUAAGAAUUGGCCAAAAUAAGGAAGAGAAAGAUUGUAGUGCAGAAGGCCGAGUUUGUGAUCAGCAGUGUGUGGACAUAGGCUGCUGGGGCCCUGGUCCAGAGCAGUGCGUCAAAUGUCAAAACAAAAAGAUAGGCAAUAAAUGUGUCGAAGAUUGUGACUAUGCAAAUGGUGAGUACUAUGCAGGAAAUGGGACAUGUGAAUUCUGUGAUGAGGAAUGCGUCGGUGGGUGUUUUGGACCGGGUACUGACAAAUGUAACCAGUGUAAGCAUUUUAAAGACGGUCCAUUUUGCGUACCAAAAUGUCCAGAAGUGAAAUACAGCAAUGGUUCAGGCAUAUGCCUACCAUGCCAUGAGAAUUGUGUUAAGGGUUGUAAGGGACCUGAAAACACCAUCGGAACAAAUGGCUGCAAUGCUUGUGCUAAAGUGAAAUUGGACCGGGAAGACAACCUGAUUGAGUGUUUAACUGGUGGUGCUUUUGGAAUCAACAAAACUUGUGAUGAAGGUUAUUUUUAUGAAAGAAAGUCAUUCAAAGGCUCUGAUACAGCAACCCAGAUUUGUCAGGAAUGCCACUCGGAAUGCCGCAACUGUACAGCAAAAGGAAGCUAUAAUUGCGACUCGUGCAAGAACUUUAAGCGUAAAGGCGAGUGUGUGUCUAAGUGUGAAACACAUGAAUAUUUCAACGAUAAAUUUGAAUGUCAAAAUUGUGAUCAUAAAUGCAAAGAUGGGUGCAAAGGACCAACAGCCAGGGACUGUAAAUCAGAAUGCACACAAUAUAAGAUAAUGAUAAGCGAGGAUUCGUUUGAAUGUGCAGCACAAUGCUCUGAGGAGUUCCCUUUUCAGAGUUCACCGUACAUUUGUGUGUCCAACUGCUCCGAAAACAUGUUUCCUAACGAUAAAAACCUGUGCAGAAAUUGCCACUCUGAAUGUAUGGGUGGUUGCUUAGGUGAUCAGAGGAAAGAUUGUUUAGCCUGUAAGAACUUCAAUCAUAAUGGGGAAUGUAGGGAGACCUGUCCAACAGGAAGUGUUGAAGAUGGAAAUAUUUGCCGGAAGGUUGAUUUGUCGACUACAGGCAAAAGCACUGAUACACCAAAGUCUGGUUUGUCAUCUCCAUUGAUAAUUGGUGUCAGCUUUUCGAUUGUGUUAGUAAUGAUGGUGGUAUUCUUCAUUGGAUACGCUUUCUACAAGCGAAAAUACAGGGACAAUAUGAUGGAUCUUCCCACAACACUUGCCAUUAAACAAUUGGAACACCCAGAAGAAAAUGAGCCUUUGACCCCAAGUGGUGUUGCCCCAAAUCAAGCACAGUUGAGAUUAAUUAAUGAAAAUGAAAUGAAGAAAAUGUCCAAGCUUGGAAGUGGAGCUUUUGGUACUGUCUUCAAGGGUGUGUGGACACCAGACGGUGAAAAGGUGCGGAUACCCAUAGCCAUCAAGGUUCUCCAGGAGGGACUCACAGCCAAAGCUUCAGGAGAGUUGUUAGAGGAAGCAUAUGUGAUGGCGUCGGUAGAACAUCCUUGUGUAUUGCGAUUACUCGGCGUCUGCUGCGGACAGGAAAUGAUGUUAAUCACCCAACUUAUGCCAAUGGGGGCACUAUUGGAAUUCACCAGAGAACACAAGGGGCGCAUUAGCUCACAACACUUACUGUUAUGGUCUCACCAAAUUGCACAGGGAAUGGUGUACUUGGAAGAUAAACACAUCAUUCACAGAGAUCUGGCUGCAAGAAAUGUUCUCGUCCUUUCGCCAAAUCAAGUCAAGAUCACUGAUUUCGGUCUCGCAAAAUUUCUUGAGGUUGAGGAACAUGAGUACAAGUCAGAUGGAGGGAAGAUGCCGAUUAAAUGGUUGGCACUAGAAUGCAUAAUGUAUAGAAAGUUCACCCAUAAGAGUGAUGUCUGGAGCUUUGGUGUGACACUCUGGGAGCUUAUGACCUUUGGUCAGAAACCAUAUGAGCGUGUGAGGGCGCGUGAUAUGCCCGAGAUUCUGGAACGAGGCGAACGGUUGUCCCAGCCCCCGAUUUGCACAAUUGAUGUGUACAUGCUCAUGGUCAAAUGCUGGCUCUUGGAUCCAGAGAGCAGACCAACAUUCAAGCAGCUGUCAGAUGAAUUAGACAGAAUGGCAAAAGAUCCUUCAAGAUACCUUGUUAUACAGAAUGAUGGAGCGCAAACGCUUCCAAUGACGAGUAAAGAUGAUUUUUAUAAAAGCCUACUUAGUGAUGGUGGAGAGGCAGAUCCUAACUUGUUCAUGGAUGCUGACGACUACCUACAACCCAGUGUGUGCAAUACUGAUCCUGCUUAUCGCUUCCCAGAAGUGGAUGAUACGUUUUUUGAUGAGAAUCGAGAUUAUUUAAAUGAUGCUGUGACAAUUACUGGGGUGCCUUCAUCAGCCGUUUGCUAUAAACCCAAGGGCUUCCCACGUACUUCCACUACCAGUCUCAGGUACUCCCAGGACCCCACAGUUGCAAGUCAUUUACAGCGACAAAGAAGCAAUGCAAGUAAUGGAAGAAAUCCUCUUCCAUGUUCUGAGUAUCAGCCACUAAAUCAUGACAAUAACACUUAUCAACCAUUAAUAAGAGAGGAAGUAGAGCUGGCAGAUGAUGCUUUAGAAGAAGAAAAUUACCAGAAUACACCAACAAGAGGUGGCAGUGUGUCAGGUCCUGAGGAUUAUAUGCCUCUUAAGAACGGCCCAACCAUGGUGGGGAUGGAUAACAUGGAAUAUCACGCACUAUUACAAAAUGCACCUGGGCACUGGUCAAAACCAGGUGGUAUGAAUCGACAAAUGAGUACACCUGUCCAGCAAUCACCUUUGAAAUACCCACCUGUAAGAAAUACAAGUUUAGGAAGUAGCCAGCCUCUAUUGAACGGCCAGGUUGACUAUCAGAAUCUUGCUAACGCCUCUUCUGGUCACCAGGACAUUUUAUCGACCCCUAAGAGAUCCAGUAACGUUUCCCAAGCAACGAGCGAUGGCUACUUAUCGGAGCAUGACUACAUGAAUAGCGAGCCACCGCUCAGCCCCACUGAAUCAACAGUAUGAACAAACGGUUACCCUAAGCAGUAUAAAAACAUCAACCUAUGUAUAUAAAAUGUUUUGAAUAAUUUUUGAUGUCUAGAUAUUUAUUUAUGUAUUGAAUUGUUUUGAAAUGAAAUAAAGAAUUAUGCAACAUUUAUCCUUGCAUAAAUUUGUAGCAGUCUUCUGCUACAUACCCAGUGUGGUUUUCUGCUACAUACCCAGUGUGGUUAUCAUAAGUUAUUUACAUGUUUCUAAAAUCUGAAGUUUAACAUAUCGUUAGUAUAUGGUUCCAGCCGUGAAUGGGAGAUGCAUGGAAGCGCUGGGAAGGUGCAAGAAAGAGAUACAGUCUUUCAUGGCUUUACCUUUUUUGAAAAGAGAAUACAUCAACAAAUGCUGGGUAUUUGUUAAUCAUUCCAGUGGAAUAAUGUGUGUAGUAGAAAUCAACUGCAUAACAAAGUACAUUUAAGAUAACAUUGAUAUUUGUGUACCAAACUAGAUAUUAAAUACCAAAGUUAGAUGAAUAAUUGUGGCCUGAAAUUUUAAUGCAUUUUAUUUAAUAUUGUCUUGCUUUUUCAAUAAACUGUAUGUCUGUAGCAAAACACAGCUUUAUAUAAAUUAAAAAGGUGAGUGAAUAUGAUGAUUUUAAUGUGAAAGUGCUACGCUUUAAAUUAUUGUUUGUUUGCCUGUUAAAACACUUUUAUAAAAUCUUUUAAAGAGAUCAAAAUAUUUAUAAUGCUUCUGUAACCCCUAAAUUUAAGAACGUGUGUGUGUAUCAUUAUCAUUUGAAUAAUAAUAUAACAAAAUUGUACCCUGAAUAUUUUAGUUUAUAUGUAUAUGGGCCCAUAGGAAAGGUUGGUACCUUGUGAAUUAAUAUUAGUCAUAGAUUUAUACUCUCAGGGGUGGUUCAGAGAAAAAUCUGGGUAUGGGCAUGUGGCGUUCAAAGCACCGAACCAGGCGGGGGUGAGGAGAUGGGGUGGAUGCGUGGUAUAGCCAAUCAAUACAAGUACACAUAUUACAACCUCUAUAGAGGUGUUAUGCAGUGCUUUAGUACCACACUCUUCUUCCCUCUUUCUUGUUUUAUUUUUUUUUUCUUCUCGCUUUUGUUUUUUGGGGGGGGUGGGGAGCUCUAGCCCCCCCUGCAUCCACCCCUGACUUAAGUAAAGUAUGAGGAAGUCGAAAUGUGAUGAGACAAUGGGUGUGUGGUAGGUUCAUUCAGGACCCCCUCCUCUUUCCAGUGAUUCCUAUGGGUCUCUACAUGCAACCAUUUAAGUGUGUUUCUUGUACAGACAGAGAUGUAAAUACUUAAAUAUUUUCAUACAAAUUUCAGUUGUGCAUAUCCCUGAUAUAUCAUGGCAGUUUUCCCCUUCUUCCUUUAAUUCCUCAAUAACGGGAGAAAUGGUUUGUGGCUCGAAGGCAAUAUACCUGCUUUUUAAUGUUAGGCUCUUUGAGUAGUUAAAUCAGUCAAUGUUUUCAAUAUUGAAGAAAAUAUCAAUUUUCAAAAAAAAAAAUCAAUGUUUUAUCACAAAUUUUUACAUAAAAAUGAUGGGCAGCAUUUUAAUAAUAUAUUUUAUGAACAUAGGAAGUUAUUUGAAAUUCAUAGUUACCAUCAAAAACACUUUUGAGUGUAAUAGUAUGUUAUAUGAUUAUUUUUUAUACUAUAAUUACUAUACAUUAUUAUUACUAUUAUCAUACAAUGUACACUGUUGGUGUAUAUAUUGUAUAUAAUGAUGUAUAUGAUAUUUUGGUGAUUUAAAGAUACAUAUACACUAUAUAUUAGAGAUUAUAUUGUUUACUGGUAUGAUAUAUUUUAUGUUUUGUGCUAUUUCUGGUAUGCUUAUAAAUGCUUUGAAAGAAAGAAAAUUACCAGACUACUCCAACAAGAGGUGGCAGUAUAAGAUCCUGAGGAUUUUAUACCUCCUUACAAACGGCCCAAACAUGGUUUGGAUGAAUAACAUGGAAUAUCACGCACUAUUACAAAAUGCGCCUAGGACACCUGGGUACUGGUAAAAACUAGGUGGUAUGAAUCAACAAAUGAGUACACAUGUCCAGCAAUCACCUUUGAAAUACCCACCUGUAAGAAAUACAAGUUUAGGAAGUAGCCAGCCUCUAUUGACUAUCUUCUAAAAAAAUUGGCAAAAUACCUUAUUAUUAUUAUCAAUAACAAUUUAAUAGAAUCACAUAUUUUGAAGCUCAUCAUUUAGGCCCAGUGGAGUUGCAUUCAUUUCUCCACACACACACACAAACACACAUUAAUUUUUCCCACGAUGCAAGGUCAAAUAGUGAAGAUGUUUUAAUGAAAAUAAUCUAAUGAAACAACGUGCUGUAGACUUUUACCCAAUUUUUUAAAACCAGAUUUUUGAAAUAAGCCUAUGUAAAAAUGUAACUUCUAUUGGUGACGUACACACUCUGAAAAACAUUUGAAAGGCUGAUAGUGCUAUUUCCGAGCAUUUCACUGCCGUUUUCGAAAUACUGUGGUAAGGCUAAGGUUGGUUACUUAGCCGGUUGCUAAUUGCAUCCACCGCCCAUGUGUGAGUGAUGAGCAUAUUAUGCAUUAAUAUAUAUAUAUAUAUAUGUAUAUGUAUAUAUAUAUAUAUAUAUAUGUAUAUGUAUAUAUAUAUAUAUAUAUAUAUAUAUAUAUAUUACAAAAUAAAAUAUAUGAGUAAAGGGGUUUAUGUAUAGUACAAUAAACAUGCUGUAUACUAUACUAUAUAUGAUUCACAGUAUAUGUGAAUAUAUAAUAUUAUAUCUUGCACUAAAGUUCAUGGUUAUGUAACAUUAAUGAUAGGACCAUUUUAUGUAUUCAUUUAAGAAUGGAUGGCAAAUAUAUAUCAUUCCAUGUGUUCUAUUGCUUUAAUGAUUAUGCAUGUUACUUAAAAACGAUUGUUGUAAUGGUACUGUAUAUAGGAUUUGAUCAUUGUAUCGUUACUUUUUGAUGUUAUAUAAUGACAAGGGGUUAUAUUUACGAUUUUUGUUAUAUUAUUUCAAGCAUGUUCAUGCAGCAUGUUGUAUGCCAUAUAUGAUACGUUUAUAUGGCAACUGAUCUGUUGAUGUUGGAAUACAUUCCGUAGAGAACUUUUCCUUUUUGUUAUCUAUUACGAUAGUAAAAUUUGUAUGUAAAUUUUAAGUUGAAACGUGCUUUAUAUUUUAUGAGUUAAAAAGAUUGAAACCUUUUAAGUUGUAUUCAUUAAUGUUUUACAUAUACACUUUUAAAAAGUACUGUACUAUAUUUUUUAUCUUCAUUUUUAGCUCUUUUUCUCUCUUUUCGGAGUGCUUAAAUGGCCGUCUCACGCGCGUAUAACGUAACAGCUAGCGAGAUUAAUACAGUACAGUAACGUUACUUUCUCAAUUUGUGAAGCGCCCCCUAUUAUUUUAUUAAAGCCAUACUAAAGUAAUUCCGUGUGACACUUAAAACGACUACUUUUAAUCAAACUUAUAAUUUCUUGGGUUGAAGGGGAAUUUUUAUAUAUAUUUUGCUUUUCACACAUCUUCUGAAACUUUGUCUCCAAAAAUGGUAAUUAGCAUUUGAAUCCGAGUUCAUGGAAAAGCAUACUUUCAAACCAAAUACUUGUGUCUCUAUACAAAACAGAACUUCUACUCAAUUGUUUGCUUUGUAACUCUUCUACUCUAUGCUAUUCCCUCCAUGGUGCCGAUUAUGUGUUUUGUUUAUAUUCAUUGUGUACCGUAUUGUAAGUACAGUAUAAGAAACCCAAUUAUGUAUCUAAAUUGUAGGAGUAGUUGUUAAAUAAAACAAAUAGUGAACAUAAACUA
This is a messenger RNA of Anneissia japonica, 8418 nucleotides long. RefSeq names its product receptor tyrosine-protein kinase erbB-4-like. The record is from RefSeq and is a predicted model, not a curated record. Gene Ontology annotation, molecular function: ATP binding; transmembrane receptor protein tyrosine kinase activity. The transcript has 30 exons. Bases 208 to 4674 code for a protein of 1488 amino acids. NCBI's taxonomy places the organism in Eukaryota, Metazoa, Echinodermata, Crinoidea, Comatulida, Comatulidae. Gene Ontology annotation, cellular component: basal plasma membrane; signaling receptor complex. Gene Ontology annotation, biological process: positive regulation of cell population proliferation; cell surface receptor protein tyrosine kinase signaling pathway; multicellular organism development.